Messenger RNA from Micropterus dolomieu (smallmouth bass), 1719 nucleotides. RefSeq names its product chemokine (C-C motif) receptor 7 (gene ccr7). Bases 62 to 1195 code for a protein of 377 amino acids. Gene Ontology annotation, molecular function: chemokine (C-C motif) ligand 19 binding; C-C motif chemokine 19 receptor activity; chemokine (C-C motif) ligand 21 binding. NCBI's taxonomy places the organism in Eukaryota, Metazoa, Chordata, Actinopteri, Centrarchiformes, Centrarchidae. The transcript has 3 exons. Gene Ontology annotation, cellular component: membrane. Gene Ontology annotation, biological process: G protein-coupled receptor signaling pathway; immune response; chemotaxis. The record is from RefSeq and is a predicted model, not a curated record.
AGACACUCAACUCAUCUGUGUUUAGUGGCUUUGUCUAAAGCGUGCUACUCUCACAGUCGACAUGACUUCUGUCAGCGAUAUCCUGAAGCUGCUGCCAGCUGGGCUGAUAUGGUCCAUACAAUUUAAGUCUUGCUUGUCUCUGCAUGAAGACAAUUCAACCGCCAUGCCCAACUACACGGAUUAUAACUAUAGUCUGGAUUACGACGACAUUCCUCAGCUCUGUGCGAAAGAUUCCAACCGCCAGUUCCGCCUCUGGUUCAUGCCGACCUUCUACUCCAUCAUCUGCCUCUUGGGGCUCGCAGGGAACAUACUGGUCAUCCUCACCUUCUUCUACUUUAAGCGUCUCAAGACCAUGACGGAUGUGUACCUGCUCAACCUGUCCUUUGCCGAUCUGCUCUUUGCUCUUUCGCUCCCCUUCUGGGCUGCCAACUCCACGGCAGAGUGGGUGCUGGGCCUGGCGUUGUGCAAAGCAAUGCACACUAUUUAUAAGGUCAGCUUCUACAGCAGCAUGUUCCUUCUCUCUUUCAUUAGUGUGGACCGCUACUUCGCCGUCGCCAAGGCCGUCUCCGCUCACCGCCACCGCUCCCAAGCAAUGUUUCUCAGCAAGGUGUCAUCAGCUCUCAUCUGGGUGAUGGCACUGAUGUUCUCCAUACCAGAAAUGAGCUACACCACUAUCAAUAACAACACCUGCACCCCUUACUCCAGCACUUCUGACCCGCUCCGCGUCAGAGUCCAGGCGAGCCAGAUAGUUUUGGCGUUUGCCCUCCCGCUCCUGGUCAUGAGCUUCUGUUACAGCAGCAUUGUCCAGACCCUGUGCCAGGCUCGUAACUUUGAGCGCAAUAAAGCAAUCAAGGUGAUUCUGGCCGUGGUAGCUGUCUUCCUGGUCUGCCAAGUCCCUUAUAACCUGGUCCUAUUUUGGACCACAGUUCUUGCUGCUAAAGGAGGAACCGAAAACUGCAACUAUGAGAACCUUCUCCUUUAUGCCACCGAUGUCACCCAGUGUGUGGCCUUCCUGAGGUGCUGCCUGAACCCCUUCGUCUAUGCCUUUAUCGGUGUCAAGUUUCGUCAUGACCUCCUGAAGCUGCUGAAGGACUUGGGUUGCAUGAGCCAGGAGAGGUUCUUCAGGUACACCUGCGGCAGGAGGAGGAGCUCAGCGGCCAACGACACCGAGACCACCACCACAUUCUCUCCUUAAAGCUGCUUCAGGAUGGACAACAGCCUAUUCACACCCGCAGACCACACAGUGGACUGUUGAACAUUAGUGUCUGAAAAUCAAAAAUAUAUUUUACAUGUACAUAUCAGAAGUAAUCAUAUACAUUUACAUGCAUUCGGGUGGUGAUGGCGCAAUGGAUAAGACUAUGCCUUUGGUGGGAGAGACCCGCGUUCAAUCCCCCACUAUGACCCACCCACCCGCCAAUGUGGCCUUGAGCAAGACUCUUAACCCUUUGUUGCUCCAGAGGCAUGCGACCUCUGACAUAUAUAGCAAUUGUAAGUCGCUUUGGAUAAAAGCGUCAGCUAAAAUGAAAUUUUUUUACAGUUUUUGUCUCUUUGUUCAUGUUUAUUCUCUCCAGUACAGAAGGCUUUGUUUUUGUUUUUUGAUUUUGCUGCCGUGUACAGUAUUUCAUGAAAUUAACAGUGUUUUUUACAGUGCUGUCACUCAACCAUUUGAAAAGCAAGAAAUCAUGUACAUUAAACUAUCUGUACAAACCACAUCUUUAA